Molecule: messenger RNA, 9864 nt
Organism: Mus caroli (Ryukyu mouse)
Lineage: Eukaryota; Metazoa; Chordata; Mammalia; Rodentia; Muridae
Gene: Cdc42bpa
Product: CDC42 binding protein kinase alpha
Biological process (GO): peptidyl-threonine phosphorylation; actomyosin structure organization
Cellular component (GO): actomyosin; cytoskeleton; cytoplasm
Molecular function (GO): protein serine/threonine kinase activity; ATP binding
Source: RefSeq, a predicted model, not a curated record
AUUUUGGAUCCGGACGGUCCGCGAGCCUCCGCCUGCGCGCCGCGGCGCCGGGAGCGGCCUCGGGGAGCCUAGGGCGCGGGCGCGGGCGGCGCGGGCGCGAGCGGCGCGGGCGGGCGGGCGGGGGAGGCGGGCAGAGGAGGAAGGGAGUGGUUGGGAGCCGGGCUGCGGCAGCCUCAGGUCUCCUCAGCGGCGGCAGCGCCCCCUCCUCCCGCGCCUCAGCCGCCUGCGUCCGUCGGGAAAGAUGCCCUCAGCCCAAGGCUGGGAAGAAGGGACCCGAGUCGCCGCCCGAACCGCGGCUGCCGCCCGCGUCCUCUGAAUUCGUCAGCGCAGCCCCUCGCCGAGGGGCGGCGGCGGCGGCGGCGGCGGCGGCCGCAGGGCGCGAGCGGGAGCCCGGGCGCUGCGCCCGGCGGCACGGCGCGGCCCGCCAGCGGCCUCCGGCAUGGAGCGGGCUCGCGCGGCCAAGUAGCCGCCGCCCCCGGAGCCCGGCGCGAGAGCCGCCCGCAGCCCGCCUCAUCCCGGCUGCGCCGCCGGCCAGGCCCCGGGAGAAGCCGGGAGGAAGAUGACGCGUCCUCGCCGCAGUCCGCUGGAAGCAGGACUCGCUGUAAAGCCCUAGGAAGAAAGAGCUCGGAGCGGAGGCUCGGCGUGCUCCGAGCCGAGCCGGGAGAACCGCUCCGGCAGCUGCCCUCCCUUUGCCGCGGAGGACUCGCCCAGGCGCUCUCCGAGUGGAGGUUGGGAGCAUUUGCAGCAGAAUUUUUGGCUUUCCCUCCCCCUCCAUACGUUGCCCCCUCCUCCUUUUUCAGUUUUUCUUCUUCCCGGGAAGUGAAUUGCUGAUGCCAAGGGGACUUUAUUCAUUAAUGAUGCAACUGGAUUCGUUUCAGGAUUAUGUUGCACGAAUUGAAUUUUGAAUGAAGGAGUUUUCUUUUUUUUUUUUUUUAAAGGAGUGUUGACUCUUUAGUUCGUUGUACUUUUAAUUAUUAUUUUAUUUAAAUAUACAAUUUAAUUGUAUUCUCUUAAAAUAUUAAAUCUAUAUUUUAUGGAAACUCACCCUCAAGAUAUAUAUGUUUAUGGGUGAAAUUGAAGACGCUUCCGUUAAGUGAGGUGACUGGUGUAUUGGAUGUUUAAUUCAGCACCGGCAUUGCAUGACAGUUGUUGAAAUAACAAGUGGUUUAUUUUUAAAAACCACAUCUUUAAACUUUUAGGUUCAGAUAGUAACAGUAGACAUCGUAAGGGCAUUUAAAAGAAAACCAGCAGAAAUCGAAGCAAACAUGUCCGGAGAAGUGCGUUUGAGGCAGUUGGAGCAGUUUAUUUUAGAUGGGCCAGCUCAGACCAAUGGGCAGUGCUUCAGUGUGGAGACGCUACUGGACAUCCUCAUCUGUCUUUACGAUGAAUGCAAUAAUUCUCCGUUGAGAAGAGAGAAGAACAUUCUUGAAUAUCUAGAAUGGGCUAAACCAUUUACUUCUAAAGUGAAGCAAAUGCGAUUACAUAGAGAAGACUUUGAAAUAUUAAAGGUGAUUGGUCGAGGAGCUUUUGGGGAGGUUGCUGUAGUUAAACUAAAAAAUGCAGAUAAAGUAUUUGCCAUGAAAAUUCUGAACAAGUGGGAAAUGCUGAAAAGAGCUGAGACAGCGUGCUUUCGUGAAGAGAGAGAUGUGUUGGUAAAUGGAGACAGUAAGUGGAUAACCACUCUGCACUAUGCUUUUCAGGAUGACAAUAACUUAUACCUGGUUAUGGAUUAUUAUGUUGGUGGGGAUUUACUUACUCUGCUCAGCAAAUUUGAAGAUAGAUUGCCUGAAGAGAUGGCUCGGUUUUACUUGGCUGAGAUGGUGAUAGCCAUUGACUCAGUUCACCAGCUCCACUAUGUUCACAGAGACAUCAAACCUGACAAUAUAUUGAUGGAUAUGAAUGGACAUAUUCGUUUAGCAGAUUUUGGUUCUUGUCUGAAGCUGAUGGAAGAUGGAACGGUCCAGUCCUCGGUAGCUGUUGGAACUCCAGAUUAUAUUUCUCCGGAAAUCCUUCAGGCUAUGGAAGACGGAAAAGGCAGAUAUGGACCAGAGUGUGAUUGGUGGUCCUUGGGGGUCUGUAUGUAUGAGAUGCUUUACGGAGAAACACCAUUCUAUGCAGAGUCUCUGGUGGAGACAUAUGGAAAAAUUAUGAAUCACAAAGAGAGGUUUCAGUUUCCAGCCCAAGUCACAGAUGUGUCAGAAAAUGCUAAAGAUCUUAUUCGAAGACUCAUUUGUAGCAGAGAACAUCGACUUGGCCAAAAUGGAAUAGAAGACUUUAAGAAACAUCCAUUUUUCAGUGGAAUUGAUUGGGAUAAUAUUCGGAAUUGUGAAGCACCUUACAUCCCAGAAGUUAGUAGCCCAACAGAUACAUCAAAUUUUGAUGUGGAUGACGACUGUUUAAAAAAUUCUGAAACAAUGCCCCCACCAACACAUACUGCGUUUUCUGGCCAUCAUCUACCGUUUGUUGGUUUUACAUAUACUAGUAGCUGUGUUCUUUCUGAUCGGAGCUGUUUAAGAGUCACAGCAGGUCCCACGUCAUUGGAUCUCGAUGUCAGCGUCCAGAGGACUCUAGAUAAUAACUUAGCAACUGAGGCUUACGAAAGAAGAAUUAAGCGGCUUGAGCAGGAAAAGCUUGAACUUACUAGAAAACUUCAAGAGUCAACACAGACUGUUCAAGCUCUGCAGUAUUCAACUGUUGAUGGUCCACUAACGGCAAGCAAAGAUUUAGAAAUUAAAAGUCUGAAAGAAGAGAUUGAAAAACUAAGGAAACAAGUAUCAGAAGUGAAUCAUUUGGAACAACAACUUGAAGAAGCUAAUUCUGUAAGACGAGAACUAGAUGAUGCUUUUAGGCAAAUCAAAGCUUUUGAAAAACAAAUCAAAACUUUGCAGCAGGAAAGAGAAGAACUAAAUAAGGAACUAGUCCAGGCUAGUGAGCGAUUAAAAAACCAAUCCAAAGAGCUGAAAGAUGCACACUGUCAGAGGAAACUGGCCAUGCAGGAAUUCAUGGAGAUCAAUGAGCGACUAACAGAAUUGCACACCCAAAAGCAGAAACUUGCUCGCCAUGUCCGAGAUAAGGAAGAAGAGGUGGACCUGGUGAUGCAAAAAGCUGAGAGCUUAAGGCAGGAGCUGCGCAGAGCAGAAAGAGCCAAGAAAGAGCUGGAAGUUCACACCGAAGCGCUAAUUGCUGAAGCAUCAAAGGACAAGAAGCUCCGAGAGCAGAGCGAACAUUAUUCUAAGCAACUGGAAAACGAGUUGGAGGGACUGAAGCAAAAACAAAUUAGUUACUCACCAGGAAUCUGCAGCAUAGAACAUCAGCAAGAGAUAACUAAACUGAAAACUGACUUGGAAAAGAAAAGUAUCUUUUAUGAAGAAGAAAUUUCUAAAAGAGAAGGAAUUCACGCAAGUGAGAUUAAAAACCUGAAGAAGGAGCUGCAUGACUCAGAAGGCCAGCAGCUUGCUCUCAACAAAGAGAUUCUGGUUUUAAAAGACAAAUUGGAAAAAACCAGGAGAGAAAGUCAAAGUGAAAGGGAAGAAUUUGAAAAUGAGUUCAAACAACAAUAUGAACGGGAAAAAGUAUUAUUAACUGAAGAGAAUAAAAAGUUAACGAGUGAACUCGAUAAGCUAACUUCACUGUAUGAGAGCUUAAGUUUGCGCAACCAGCACUUAGAAGAAGAAGUCAAAGAUCUAGCAGAUAAGAAGGAAUCAGUAGCCCACUGGGAAGCCCAAAUCACAGAGAUAAUUCAGUGGGUGAGCGAUGAGAAGGAUGCACGAGGCUAUCUUCAGGCCUUAGCUUCUAAAAUGACUGAAGAAUUGGAAGCAUUAAGAAAUUCCAGCUUGGGGACACGAGCAACAGAUAUGCCCUGGAAAAUGCGUCGUUUUGCAAAACUGGACAUGUCGGCUAGACUAGAGUUGCAGUCUGCUCUGGAUGCAGAAAUAAGAGCUAAGCAGGCCAUCCAGGAAGAGCUGAAUAAAGUCAAAGCAUCUAACAUCAUAACAGAAUGUAAACUGAAAGAUUCAGAGAAGAAGAACUUGGAACUGUUGUCCGAAAUCGAGCAGCUGAUAAAGGACACUGAAGAGCUUAGAUCUGAAAAGGGUAUAGAGCACCAAGACUCACAGCAUUCUUUCUUGGCAUUUUUGAAUACGCCUACCGAUGCUCUGGACCAAUUUGAACGCUCUCCGUCCUGUACUCCAGCUAGCAAAGGCAGACGUAUUGCAGACUGUGCUCCACUUCCAGCUCACACACCAACCUUAAGGAAAAAGGGAUGCCCGGCUUCAACUGGCUUUCCACCUAAGCGCAAGACUCAUCAAUUUUUCGUGAAGUCUUUCACUGCCCCUACCAAAUGUCAUCAGUGCACCUCCUUGAUGGUCGGUUUGAUAAGACAGGGCUGUUCCUGUGAAGUCUGUGGGUUCUCAUGUCAUAUAACUUGUGUGAACAAAGCCCCGACGGUUUGCCCAGUUCCUCCCGAGCAAACUAAAGGUCCAUUGGGCAUAGACCCCCAGAAGGGAGUCGGGACGGCGUAUGAGGGUCAUGUCAGGAUCCCUAAGCCAGCGGGAGUGAAGAAAGGGUGGCAGAGAGCACUGGCUGUGGUCUGCGACUUCAAACUGUUUCUUUAUGAUAUUGCGGAGGGAAAAGCAUCGCAGCCCAGCUCCGUCAUUAGUCAAGUGAUUGACAUGAGAGAUGAAGAAUUUUCUGUGAGUUCAGUCUUAGCUUCUGAUGUUAUUCACGCAAGUCGAAAAGAUAUUCCCUGUAUAUUCAGAGUCACAGCUUCCCAGCUCUCAGCACCUAGUAACAAAUGUUCCAUCCUGAUGCUAGCAGACAGCGAGAAUGAGAGGAGUAAGUGGGUGGGAGUGCUGAGUGAACUCCACAAGAUUCUGAAGAAAAACAAGUUCAGAGACCGCUCAGUGUAUGUCCCCAAGGAGGCUUACGACAGCACGCUACCCCUCAUUAAGACAACGCAGGCUGCUGCAAUCAUAGAUCAUGAACGGAUAGCUUUGGGAAAUGAAGAAGGAUUAUUUGUUGUGCAUGUCACCAAAGAUGAGAUUAUUAGAGUUGGUGAUAAUAAGAAAAUCCAUCAGAUUGAACUCAUUCCAAGUGACCAGCUUGUUGCUGUGAUCUCGGGCCGAAAUCGCCAUGUCCGACUUUUUCCUAUGUCAGCUUUGGAUGGGCAAGAGACAGAUUUUUAUAAACUGGCAGAGACUAAAGGGUGUCAGACCAUAGCUGCUGGGAAAGUGCGCCACGGAGCUCUGUCCUGCCUGUGUGUGGCCAUGAAGAGACAGGUCCUCUGCUAUGAACUGUUCCAAAGCAAGACCAGGCACAGGAAGUUUAAGGAGAUUCAAGUCCCAUGUAAUGUCCAGUGGAUGGCCAUCUUCAGUGAGCAUCUCUGUGUGGGAUUCCAGUCAGGAUUUCUCAGAUACCCCCUGAAUGGAGAAGGAGGUCCAUGCAAUAUGCUCCAUUCAAAUGACCAUACACUGUCAUUCAUUACACACCAACCAAUGGAUGCUCUCUGUGCAGUUGAGAUCUCCAACAAAGAGUAUUUGCUGUGUUUUAACAGCAUUGGGAUAUACACAGACUGCCAGGGCCGAAGGUCUAGACAGCAGGAACUCAUGUGGCCAGCAAAUCCUUCCUCCUGUUGUUACAAUGCACCAUAUCUCUCCGUGUAUAGUGAAAACGCAGUUGAUGUCUUUGAUGUCAACUCCAUGGAAUGGAUACAGACUCUUCCUCUCAAAAAGGUCCGACCUUUAAACACUGAAGGAUCAUUAAAUCUCUUAGGAUUGGAGACCAUUAGAUUAAUAUAUUUCAAAAAUAAGAUGGCAGAAGGGGAUGAACUUGUGGUCCCUGAAACAUCAGAUAAUAGUCGGAAGCAAAUGGUCAGAAAUAUCAACAACAAACGGCGCUACUCCUUCCGAGUCCCUGAGGAAGAGAGGAUGCAACAGAGGAGGGAGAUGCUACGAGAUCCAGAAAUGAGAAAUAAAUUAAUUUCUAACCCAACUAAUUUUAACCACAUAGCACACAUGGGUCCUGGAGAUGGAAUACAGAUCCUAAAAGACCUGCCCAUGAACCCACGGCCUCAGGAAAGCCGGACAGUAUUCAGUGGCUCCGUCAGUAUUCCCUCCAUCACCAAGUCCCGCCCUGAGCCAGGCCGCUCCAUGAGUGCCAGCAGCGGCCUGUCUGCACGGUCGUCAGCCCAGAAUGGCAGUGCACUAAAGAGGGAAUUCUCCGGAGGAAGCUAUAACACAAAGCGACAGCCCAUGCCCUCUCCCUCGGAGGGCUCUUUGUCAUCAGGAGGCAUGGACCAAGGAAGUGACGCCCCUGCGAGGGACUAUGAUGGAGAGGACUCUGAUUCUCCAAGGCAUUCCACAGCUUCCAACAGCUCUAACCUGAGCAGCCCCCCAAGUCCCAUUUCACCCCAAAAGACCAAGAGCCUCUCCCUGGAGAGCACAGACCGCGGGAGCUGGGAUCCAUGAGCCCAGGACCGGUGACUGCAGGCAGGGACUCUGCACUCCAACUCCGACAACGUGCCUGGCAGCAGCCUUGCCUUUCACACUGCUGCUAUGGGGAUUCCUCCGCAGCCAGGCCCGCUUCACCCUCCCCUCAACCCCCAGGUAGCUUCUGUAGACAGACUGCGCAGACGCAGCGCUAAGAGUAGACCGGUUGUGUUCUCACCGUAGCCCUCACGUAGCGCCCAGCAGCCUCCAUGAGCGUCAGCCAACUGUUGCCAGGAAGUAAACCCUCACGAAUUAAAACAAUGCAUAUUUUACUACAAUACAGAGUUUAAAUAAAUACAUAGAUGUAGAAGUUAAAUACUGAAUGUANAUAGUCAAAGAAGCAUCUUGUGUUUGAUGAAAGAUGGAUGCGUAUAUAAGAAAGAUCAUUUAAUUUAAAGAAAUGUGUUGUUUCUUGUCUGUUUCCCAGCUAUGUCAUAUACAGGGUAGAAAGGCCUCAAGUGACAUUGUAAAGAGAUCAGAAGUCAGGUCCCCAUGGUGUCUCUUCUCAAGCCUAGGCAGGCUGAGGUCACAGGGAAAUCUAAGGAAUGUUUGGAGAUUUAGUGCCAUUGGUGGGAUGUGACCUGAACACCACCGGUGGUGGUGAAGCCACUCCAGAGGCACACUUGCCUCCUGAGGCAUUUUUCCUCUAGUUCUCAGACCAUGUCCCCACUUACAAUAUUUUGGUAUCUCGCACAGAUGAAUGUGAAACAAUUCUGCCACCUUCCAGCCCUUCCCAUCCUAACGGGGAAUUUGUGGCUUCUGAAGAUCACGGGAUGGUCAUGCAGCUGCUUUUCUGUCCCGGCCAAACCUUGUCCCCCUCUAGGUUGCAGUGAGGAGUCUCUGGACUAAGCACAACUUCCCUGUUGGUUAAGGGUAGUUUUAAACACACUGCUGGGGACAGGUCUCCUUACUAAAUCACAGAAAACCUCAGAAGCAUAGGCUUGAAUGGCCUUGACCAAAUAUGCCUUCCCACAUGAGGGGACGGUGGGGCUUGUGGUGUGCUGACCACUGUGGACUGUGAGCCAGCUUCCCCUCUGGAUAUCUACUGCUGCACUUGUCCCAGGAAGCAUGAGGAGACCAGAGUCCUCUACUCAAAUGUCCGCCAGCUACCAACACAGGAGGGGACAGGCAGAAACUAGUGCCCAUGCCAGUAAAGAGGCCCUGCCUCUCUUAAUCCUCUCCUCUCCCGGGAUGGAAAAGCCACCGUUUCUCCCCAUUUUAAGCCACAUCUAAAAUAGAUUUCCAAAGUUGCUAACCUGGCAUGCUGACCGCCAGGCCCUGUGGGUCAGACUCCCCAGUCGUGUGGCUUUAUGGGGGUGUUAAGAGAGUUGAGGGAGGGGAGAUGGGAACAAAAGCAUGUGGGCUGGGGUCUUUGUAAGCAGCAGCCUUGACAGACAGUCUGGAGUGAGCACAUUUUUUGGGGGUGGGCACUGUAUCACUCUAUAUUUAUCCUUUUGGAAACAGAUCACAUAAAAAUAACUUGUGUAUACCCAAAAACAAGGGUCAGAUCUUUAGUUUGGCCAGAGCCUUAUACAUCUGCUUCAACUUGGCACUUUGCUUGAAAGAGCUGCCUCCCCUUCCCUCCCUCCUUUCCCUCUUCUUUCUCCUUCCCCCAGCAGAAACCUGACCAGGCUGAGCCUUUGGUUUGUAGCUUUGACAACCAAUUGUGAAGUUUUGUUGCCUACAGGUGCUUGUUUUUAAAAGAACCCUUUUAGAAUUAGUCUAAACCUCUACAUCCCCUAAAGUCCGGCUCCACCACAGUGACUUCCACCCCAGCUCUGCCCAAGGAGCCCUGUGGAUUUGGUGGGUUUCCCAUGCUGUCAAAGAACUAGCAGCAGCCCUGCUGCCCAGAGUAGAGUGGGGUUCCAAAAAUGACCAUCUUACCAGACGUCCAGCCUUAUGUGAAGAGCAUUCCUGUCAGAAACUGUGGGAAAGGAUGGGGAAAGAUGGAGACAGAAACAAAGAUUAGAGACAAGGCCUCCGGUUUAAGCCUUUCUGGAGAUCACUCUCCUACCCCAUGGAAGGUAUUUCAAAGUUUGUGGCAUCGGGAAUUUAUCCAGAAAUGGAAAAAAAAAAAUACAGUAAGAGACAUUUCUGAUAUAGUGUCUAUGGGUUAGUACUUGGUGCUAUGUCCAGCCUGUAUGCUUUGAAUUCUGGCUUAUCUGUUAUGUGAGUUUUGGGUGGGUAUACAAAAUAUAUUACAGGGUUUUGUUUUGGUUUUGCUAAAAACAAACGCCUUCCUAUCAGAGAUUGUUAAGCAGAUCAUAUAUAUAUAUAUAUGAUUUUUUUAAUUUGUGUACAUACUCCCUGUGCUUAGCCAUUUGUGUUCUUUCCCAGUGAGCAGCUUUAAGACAGGGGAAUAACUACAAAUGGCCUGUUAGGCUUUCCACUGAAUUCCUAUAGCUAGGCUUAGAGAAAGCAUCUGGAAUUCCCAUCAUUCCCACCAGCCCUUCUUCAGCUACUCCUCUUUUCAUGUUAAAAUCCUGUCAUUUUGUUAACUUAGUGGCCACGUUUAUUUCCAGGCAAGUUCAGCUGCCUUGUGUGGGUCCUCAGGUGUCAUUAAAGAGAAGCCAGAGCAGAGGGGCAGCCUCCGUUCCCGGUGCAGCAGCCCACAUGCAGCCUUGGCAGCCACCACAAAUUCAAUUCUCCCAGCUCAGCACAUCUAGCUGCCACCCACCCAGCCCACCCCCUAAUACAGGUGCACUUAAAAUGGCUGACACCCUGCUGUAGGUCCUACUCUGCCAUAGCCCAAGGCCACUGUCCCCUUCCAGUCCCACCUGGACCCGCUGCACAGCAUUUCCCUGUACCCUUGGAGUGGCUCCUACCUUGUUGGAACCUUCAGUCUUCACAAAUCCAGUUCCUUGCAGAGCCCUGCUACAGUGGGUGUGUCUCCUGCUAGCUCCAGCACCACACUCUCCUGUCCCAGGGACAGCAUCACACAGAGCCCUACUUCAGUUUUAGGAGACUGACUGCCAUCAGUCAGCCUUGAUGCCAUUGAAAACAAAAUGACCUUAUUUGAUAGAAUAACAGCAUUUAUUUUAUAAAUUUUUAGGAUUUUUUUCUCAUUGUAAUAUUAUUGUACAGUUUUGCAUGGCCUCGGUGUAAUCAUUUUUGUUCAGAAAAUUAUGACCAGUGUGUAUGUGGAAGGGAAGAUACUGCUUUGGCCUCUUAGCACUCACUUGGUUUGGUUCUGUCCCUAGAUGUCCUAGGGAAUUUCCUGACAGUAUCUGCUACCAAACUAUGACAUGGAUUCUUUUGCACAGAACUAUUUAAGGUGGGGCAGUCAAAAAUGUAACAAAGGAUUUCUCACCAAUAUUUUAUGUUGGUAUCACCUAAUUAACCAGACUUUGAUGUACUGCAAUAAAAUAAGGAACUGUUA